AUGGGUCGUUGGCGAGAUGAACGGCUGCAGUGGAAACCCGAGGACUAUGCAGGGAUCAGUGAGCUUGAUAUUCCAACCAACAACAUAUGGACGCCAGAUAUUGUUUUGUACAGCGAUGUUCGAGAGGAGGAGAGGGAUUUGAGCCAUAUCUACGCAAAAGUGUAUUCCAACGGUGAUGUUUCCUGGCUUACACCAAUUAUUUAUAGAAGUUACUGUAAAUUUGACGCCACUCUUUUUCCCCUACGACCAACAGAUCUGUACCCUCAAGUUUGGUUCUUGGAGCUAUCACGCCUUGGAACUGGAUUUGGUCACAUGACUGAAUCCGGCGACACUACUGCUUACGUUGACAAUGGGGAAUGGGCUUUGAUAGAUAUACCAGUCAGGCGUAAAGUUGAAUAUUACAGCUGCUGCUCGGAACCGUUCUCUGACGUCACAUUCUACGUCAUCAUUAAACGAAGACCCUUGUUUUAUUUCUUUAACAUCAUAUUACCGAGCAUAUGUGUCGCCUCAGUUACACUGCUAACAUUUUGUUUGCCGCCGGAAUCUGGAGAGAAAAUGUCUCUUAGUGUAACUGUGCUUUUGGCCCUAACUGUAUUCUUGCUCCUGGUAGCAGAGUUAAUGCCACCGCAGGCUGACGUCAUACCUUUGAUUGGUAAGUAA
Messenger RNA from Lingula anatina, 660 nucleotides. Its product is annotated as neuronal acetylcholine receptor subunit alpha-10-like. Gene Ontology annotation, biological process: monoatomic ion transmembrane transport. Gene Ontology annotation, molecular function: transmembrane signaling receptor activity; acetylcholine-gated monoatomic cation-selective channel activity. Lineage: Eukaryota; Metazoa; Brachiopoda; Lingulata; Lingulida; Lingulidae. The record is from RefSeq and is a predicted model, not a curated record. Gene Ontology annotation, cellular component: postsynaptic membrane.